AUGGCCCCCCACGCCAUGGUGCCGCCCAACUACUUCGACGUCGUGAGGCACAUCGACGACGGCAAGAGCAGCUCCGUGUACCACUGCCGUGACGUGCGCGAGAGCGACCCCUCCGCCGCGGACGUGGCGAUCAAGUUCAUCCCGCGCGGGCCCGAGACGAUCGACGAGCGCGUGCUGAGGGAGGUGCUGAUCGUGCGGAAGCUGCAGCACAAGCACAUCGUGCGGUUCCGGGAGGCGCACCUGAACUCGCGCCACCUGUGCCUGGUGUUCGACUACGUCCCCGGAGGCAACCUGGAGCAGUUCGUGGACAGCCGCGGGGGCACCCUCCCCGAACACCUGGCGCGCUACUUCUUCCAGCAGCUCGUGCUGGGGAUGGACUUCCUGCACCGGGUUCCCCCCUACGGCAUCAUGAACCGCGACCUGAAGUUGCGCAACAUCCUGGUGGACGACCCCACCAGCGAGUUCCCCAUCCUGUCCAUCUGCGACUUCGGCUUCGGCAAGGAGAGGGACCCCUGCGUGCCGACGGUCAGUGCCGUGGGCACGCCGUUCUACUUCGCGCCGGAGAUACUCUACCGGUCGAGUUGGGAAAUGAGGUAUGAUGGGAAAAUGACAGACAUCCAUGGGAUGGGCGUCAUUCUUUACAAGAUGCUGUAUGGGGAAUUCCCUGAGUUCAACGAGACUGGUGGGGAGACGCUGGAGGAGAAGCUGCUCCAGCUGAAGGUUAAUACCACAAAGCUCGAUAAGUCUCCUCCCAGCCUGCGAGCAUUGAUGCUGGGCCUUCUGGAGCCCGUCCCAAGUCAGCGGUGGAGCGUCGACAAGGUGUUCAAGAAUGAGUGGUUCUGCCUGGACUUGGAAGAGGGCAGUGCAGCAUUGAGGCAGUACAAUGAUGCCAUGCUGGCACAGUACAACCAAUGGGAGGACUCAAGAAGGGAGGUGCAGAGCGUGGAGCGACUGAAGAUGAUGGUGAACAAUGCACGUGCCGAGGCUCUGUAA
This is a messenger RNA of Ostreobium quekettii, 993 nucleotides long. The record is from the annotation of a GenBank genome assembly. Lineage: Eukaryota; Viridiplantae; Chlorophyta; Ulvophyceae; Bryopsidales; Ostreobiaceae.